CCGUCGCCCAUCAGCCAAUGACAGCUGCGGAUGGUUGUGUCGCGUAUCGGAAAAUCACAAAGUUGUUUACCAAAUGAAAAUUUAGGAUAUUGUACGAUUGCCGGCAAGAUACAGUAAAUUCCUAGCAACCAGUUUUGACUGCAGCAACAUGCAUUUAGGUGCACAAAAACUAGCUCUUAAGCAAAAAGAAGCAAAACUAGCCGCAGCAUUUCCCAAAGGGAUACGAUGCCAGAAAUGUCUGGAAUAUGGCCACUGGAGCUAUGAAUGUCAGGGCAAGCGCAAGUAUCUGCAUCGAUCAUCGCGUACCCAGGUGUUGAAAAAGAAUCUAAACAAAAUCAGCAACAAAAAUGGUGAUCCAGCAACGGGAAAAGAAUCCUCCGAAAUAGUAAAAAGCACAAGCAAGUCGUCCGGUGGGAAGAAGAAGAAAAAUUCUGCAACCGAUUCAUCGGAUAGCAGUGACGAGAGCGAUAGCAGCAGCGGUAGCAGUUCCAGUAGCAGCUCUAGCAGCAGCGAUACCAGUAGUAGCUGCAGUAGCAGCAGCACCGAUAGCGGAACUUCCUCUAGCAGCAGCAGCUCCAGUGAAAGCAGCAGUAGUGAUGAUGAAAAUUCAUCGUCGGAAGAUGGAAAGGUGAAGAAAAAGGCUAAAUUAACUAAAAAAACGAAAGCCACCAAUGGAAGCCGCAAAUCCGACAGUGGAAAAAAGACAAAGGAAAGCAUAAAAGACAUCCCGAAGGGUAAGGGUAAAGCAACGAAGGACGAAAGCAGCAGUAGCGCCAGUAAUAGGAGCAGCAGCAGUAGUAGCGACAGUAGCAGUUCCAGUGAGGAUUCAUCCGAAUCGGAGAAAGAGCGUAAAAAAAGGAGAAAACGCCGCAAGGAAGGUGAAUAGUGUAUUCCGUCGAAUUCUAACCGCUUCGAGACGCAACCACUUCUACUACGGCCACUUUGCAACGAUAUUACAGUCUUAAAAAGCCAUUAAAUGAAUGAAUACCUAGCAAUGGGGAUGUUUAGGUAAGAAUCCCCGCAUUAAACUGUAACACCCAAAAUUGAAACAUAAUUCUAUUUAAGCUUGAAAAGGGUCAGGACAACUACACACAACACACAUUUAUUAUUCGUAAUGUA
Molecule: messenger RNA, 1119 nt
Organism: Anopheles funestus (African malaria mosquito)
Lineage: Eukaryota; Metazoa; Arthropoda; Insecta; Diptera; Culicidae
Product: zinc finger CCHC domain-containing protein 10
Exons: 3
Coding region: 149-886 (245 amino acids)
Molecular function (GO): nucleic acid binding; zinc ion binding
Source: RefSeq, a predicted model, not a curated record